AUGACUUCGCCCUCACGGAUACCUGCGCCUCGCCGCAGUACAGGAGGGCCUCAGCUCUCGCCUGCACACUGCUCCGCUCCUCCGAGUACACCAAACAAGGAACAAUACGCCGCACAAGAAGACCCUUCGCGAAGGAUAUUUACUGAGGCCGUCAACGGCUGUGUCAGCCCCUCGAAGCUCCCCUCGACAGCUAUCAGCUUCCCCUACAAGACCAAGAAGGACACUGCCUUGCCCGCUGGGGUCCCACAACGACCUCCAUUCACUCCAAGAGUCGCUUCCGAACCUGACACUGAAAACCAACCGACUCAUGACCCUGCCCUCACGCACGCUCGCCGGCAGUCGAUCCCCAAGUCUCCCAGGAAGGUCUUCCAUUUCUCCACGCAUCGCCAAGCUCCGCAGACAGACUCGUCGCCUACCGAGCCAGCACCGCUCGUAUCGCUCGUCCCUUCCGUCCACCUCAACGACGCACCCUCUGCCGUGUCAACAGGGCCAGCCAGCUGCGUCCGUAACUCCGCGUCAGUCUGCAUCCCUUCUCCGGGGUUAACGGGCCCGUGCCUCCUCGCACCUACGCCAUCGUUCGUCGCUGUCCACGCUGGCGACGGGGCGGUUACUCUCCUCGGCGGUGCGAAUCCGGACCUGCAUACUGCGAAGGAGAGGAAGGGAAGAAAGGGGUGGCUGAGAGCUGCGGCGCAUUCGAGCGCGGCGCCGGCAAAGGAAUCACUGAUGCUCGCGACGCCGUCGUUCAUCGCGCUUGGGAACUCAAACUCGAUGGCUAGCUUCGCGUCCAAGUAUUCGAUCUGGCAUGGUCGUCGUGGUCAGGACGCGAGGAAGGCAGGCACGAGCAAGGGUGGCGAAUCUGGUGUGGCUGCUAGGGUCCUGUCGAGUUCUCGGGAGGCGGCUGUGAUCGAUGAUCCUAGACUUGAAACUCAUGAAGGAGACGUCUUCAACCCCGUCAUCAAGGUCGUCCCUCAAGAGCCAGAGGAAGAGGAUUGCGUCGUCGGGUUGCCGAAGGAUAUGCUUGAUACUCUCAAAGAACUGGAAGCGGUCGCCGAACUGAUCAAAGAUCUUCCUGUGCCAGCCUCGCCGCAACGCCCUGUUCCCGCGUCAUCGAUCGAGAUGCAGCCUUUGCAGGACACCGGGAAAUCCCACACGGUCCAGGACAUCGCGGUGCCGAAUGCCAGCCCCCAUAGCGAACAACGGGAUCCUCAAGCGAGUGACGAUGCCGCCAACAAAUUGCAGUUGAUGUCCAAGGCAACUCCUGCUGCAUCACCGACGAAGCUGCCGCGCGUCGCCCGCAUGCCUCUGGGACGCGCCGUCUCUUCACCCCUCACUCCGGCGAGGUCUCAAAUCCCAGCUGCUCCUCGAAGGGCCUUCAGCGAUCCAAGCUGCACCCCGAAGACAUUGGCGGCUUCUCGUCUACCGUCUGCCAGUGCUACUCCUACCACGCCCAAGACCUCUACGAGACCGACCAUGAGGACUCCUGGCGUUUCUGGAACCAGGUCUAUUGCCGCUGUUAAGCCGAACGUCCCGAACGCGUCUAUUGAGAAGUCCCCUGCUCGCGCCGCUCCGAAGGCUCUAGCUCUUCCUACACCGGUACAGACGCCUAGGACAUCCGGCGUCGCACAUGGGCCUUCGAAGCUGAGAACUGUCUUCAAGCCACGCGUCUCCGAGCCUGUUCGGCCUGUCACGUCUUCUCUCAGGAAGGUAUCCCCCGCGAUCCCUGUCUCGAGGAUUGCACGGAAGGCGCGGCACUCUGAGGUGGCUCCUCGUACUACCAGCUGA
Molecule: messenger RNA, 1782 nt
Organism: Fomitopsis serialis
Lineage: Eukaryota; Fungi; Basidiomycota; Agaricomycetes; Polyporales; Fomitopsidaceae
Exons: 1
Coding region: 1-1782 (593 amino acids)
Source: RefSeq, a predicted model, not a curated record